AUGGUUUUUUUAAUGCUGAUAUUGGUACGGAAAAUUUUUAUUUCUAAUAGGCGCAUUCGACGGUUUGCCGAAUUUAAAGCACUGAAUUUUACGGAGAACGUAUUUUUGUUUCAACAUUUACGUGAUAAUGAUUUUCCGAGCGUUGAAAAAUUGAUUUUGGACAAAGCAGUAGUUAAUAAUGUUUAUGAUGAUGAUUUGGCUAACCAGUUCUACAACGGAGAGGAUCACACUAAUAAUUAUUAA
Molecule: messenger RNA, 243 nt
Organism: Cotesia congregata
Lineage: Eukaryota; Metazoa; Arthropoda; Insecta; Hymenoptera; Braconidae
Source: the annotation of a GenBank genome assembly